This is a messenger RNA of Paramisgurnus dabryanus, 1318 nucleotides long. RefSeq lists its product as uncharacterized. The record is from RefSeq and is a predicted model, not a curated record. Gene Ontology annotation, biological process: peptidyl-glutamate ADP-deribosylation; DNA integration. NCBI's taxonomy places the organism in Eukaryota, Metazoa, Chordata, Actinopteri, Cypriniformes, Cobitidae. Gene Ontology annotation, molecular function: nucleic acid binding.
GGUUAUCGAUUACACAGACAUGGGGGAGAGAGUGGAAGGUAAACGUUAUCUUUUGGUUUUCGUGGAUGCGUUUUCAGGCUGGCCAGAGGCGUGGCCAACGGGGAAGGAAGAUUCGAUUUCGGUGAUUAAGUGUUUGAUUAACCAAUACAUUCCGCGUCACGGUUUUCCGAGAAUCAUUCGCUCAGACAACGGUACACAUUUUAAGAAUGCGGAUUUGCAGAAGGUUGAGAGUGCACUGGGAUUGCGUUUCCGUUUCGGUACCGUAUACCAUCCUCAGUCACAGGGUAAGGUCGAACGCAUGAAUCUCACGCUAAAAACAAAAAUUGCAAAAAUCUGUACACAAAUGAAAGUGAACUGGGUCACGGCGUUGCCCUUGGCACUUUUGUCUGUACGGUCGUCCAUUAACCGCAUGACGUCAUUCACACCGUUCGAACUUUUGACAGGUCGCUCAUUUCCUGGUCCGUUCAACCCAGUGCACCCUGAACCGAUAUAUGAUCUUGAUCACAGAACGUACUUUACCAAGCUGAAUGUUCUUGUCUCAAGCUUUUCCAAACAGAAAACCAUCUCCCCGGCCCAUCCAGACGCAGAAAUCACUCCAUCGGCAGAGUGGGUGCUUCUCAGGGUGUUUAAGCGGAAGUGGAACGAACCUCGUUGGACUGGGCCAUACAGAGUGACUGAGCGCACAACACAUAGUGUCAGAGUAGCUGGUAAAGGUGACACUUGGUUCCAUUGGUCUUGUUGUUCCCCUACCAACCAACCAGAAAGAUCGUUGGAUACGGUAAGAUUGGACCUGCAGGAACUGCAGGACCAAAAGGGGGAAUCCAACACAGGGGAACAACAACAGGUUGACAUUUCACAACAGCAGGUUGACAUUUCCCAAAAGAACACAAAACUAACACUCAAAGAACUAAAGGGGGACUUAUUCAACAGUCCAGAACAUGAAGCAUUAGCUCACUGCAUUAGCAAAGAUUGUGCAUUUGGGAAAGGAAUAGCAUUGGAAUUCAGAAAAAGAUAUGGAAUAGACAAAGUAGUUAGACAACAGAAAGUGGUGGGACAGUGUGCGGUAACACAGGAAGGGCAAAGAACAAUCUUUCACCUGAUAACAAAAGAGAAAGCCAAAGAUUUUCCAACAUACGACACAUUGAGACAGGCAAUAAAGGAACUCAAAAAACACUGUGAAGAACAAAGAGUAAAAAAGUUGGCUAUACCCAGGAUUGGGUGUGGGUUGGACAGACUAGAGUGGGAAAAAGUAAGGGAUGUAAUCAAAGAAGAGUUCCAAAACACAGACAUAAUCAUUACUGUGUAUGUAAGGGAAUAG